UUUUAACGAUAAGUCCGCGGUCACACAAAUUUCGUCGCUCGCCUGCAAUAUUUAUUGCAAAAAUGCCUUAAAAGUCUAUAGUUUAGCUAUAAAUAGCGCGUAAUAAUACUCAUCACCUGGUCGGGCAGGCGUGUGCAGUGAAAUCCGGGCGAAACACUAACGAAAAUGCAACGAAAAACGUAGACGAAAAAAAAUGAAAUCUAGUCAAGAAAACGAUGUAAAUGGAUGGGGAAGAGACGAGGCUACAACAACAACAACCACUGGACGACCAAAACGAAAAACGCAAAUAAAGUGACACGCAGAACGCAGGAAGAAAAUACAAAAAAAAAAUAUAAAAUAUAGUAUAAAAGAGAGAGAGGAGAGAUCAAACCAAACAAAAAUAGAGAGCAACAAAAGCGAGCAUUCAAAUCAAGUGUGACCCUCUCUCUCUCUCGCGCUCUCACGCUCCCCUUACUGUUUCUCCUUGACUGUGUGAGUGAGUGGGUCGCUGCAGCCCACACACACACUCAGCCACCCACACGCAGUACCGUAGCAUAACUGCUGUUGUUGUUUUUGAUUUUGUUGUUUUUGUUGGUGGGGUUGAAAAGCUAUUGCCUGCAUAACGGUUAACGCGUGACGUGAGAUUCCACACAAAAACAGCAAGGGCUCGCGCACACUAUAGCUGAAAGCGGAGCUGAUAGCAGAUUUAUAAGCUCUGAAAAAACAAACGCACUGCACCGGUGCAAGUGCGCACAUUGCAGACUGAGCUGAGCUGAAAGCUGAAAAAGCUCGCUGAAAUCAGCUCAGCUUAGUUUGAUCGAUCAAGCAUGUUUGUUUUUUCAGCAAGCUGAUUGCUGAUUUUGUUCAAGUGUAUUGGUUCAUAAGUGAUCGAAAAUGGGCUGCAAAACAUUGUUAAGCGAAAUUACGGUUAACCCAGAGCUGGGGAAUAAGCGGGAUUAUUAAAAAUAUUUGAAUCAUAGUUUUAUUUCUGGCAGGAGAUAAAUUGGGCAAAAAAGUUGUAUUAUUUACCAUUUUCAUAUGUCAAUAAUAAAUAUAAUAUACUAUGUCCCCAAGUACAGUAAACGCUAGGAAAACAUCACAAUGUUUAUUAUUAUACAACAUAAUGAAUAAUUGAGAAAUUUAAUAAUAAUUCGUAAAAUAAAAGUAAUACGAAUACAAUACAUAACGGAAAUGUGGUUGAAAUACACGGAAUAAAAAAAAACGAAGAAAACUUCCGUCUGGCUACUGUACGUGCUGUGAAGUAAUUAAUUAACAAUAUAAUAAUAAUAAUUAUAAUGAUAACUUUUGAUGCCACUUGAGGAGACAAAGGGAGGAAAUGGCUUUCAGCUUUCAGCAAUCAGAUCAGCCGACAAUGUACGCACCUGCAAGCUGAUUCUGCCUGGAAAAAGCUCUCAGAUCAAGUGAGCUUUCAGCUCCAAUUUCAGCGCCGCUUUCAGCUAUAGUGUGCGCGAGCCCUAAGGGUGACCACCACCCCACCUUUCUCCCAAACCCUUUCGGAGAACGGCCGCCCCGCCUCCCCCCCUCUCAAAAUGAUGGACAACGACGAUGCGCUGCUCAACAACGGUGGCCCGCAGUCGGGAGCGGAGACCGUCUACGGCACGGAGGACAACAAUAUGGUCAUGUCAGAGAAGAAUGAUCAGGUUGUCAGCAUCGUCCAGCAGCUGGCGGGGAGCAUUUAUCAGGAGUUCGAGCGGAUGAUCAAUCGUUACGACGAGGACGUGGUGAAGAACCUGAUGCCGCUGCUGGUGAACGUGCUGGAGUGCCUGGACGCCUCGUAUCGCAUCAAUCAGGAGCAGGAUGUCGAGGUGGAGCUGCUGCGCGAGGACAAUGAGCAGCUGGUGACGCAGUACGAGCGGGAGAAGAGCGCCCGCAAACAGUCCGAACAGAAGCUACUGGAGGCUGAGGACCUGGCCGAGCAGGAGAACAAGGAGCUGGCCACACGCCUCGAGUCCGUGGAGAGCAUUGUGCGGAUGCUGGAGCUGAAGCACAAGAACAGUCUGGAGCAUGCCAGUCGCCUGGAGGAGCGGGAGACGGACCUCAAAAAGGAAUACAACAAGCUGCACGAGCGGUACACGGAGCUGUUCAAGAAUCACGUGGACUACAUGGAACGCACCAAGAUGCUGAUGGGCUCCACGCACUCACAAAUGAGCACUGCCUCCGACCGCAUGGAAGUGAGUCGUGCGCGCCUGAAUCCCGUGGCCCGCAGCUCGGGCCCCGUCUCCUACGGCUUCGCCUCGCUGGAGAACUCCGUCAUGCUGGACACCGAGACCAUCUGCAGCGUGGGCAGCCAGUCGGACGACUCGGGGCCGCCGUCGCUGCAGAAUGAGCUGGACAUGAGCCUGCCCAGUACGGCGGAGCGGGGCGCCGCCACCGAUUCGCUGCAGCAGCAGCAUCAGGCCACCUCGCCCCAGAGUCCCCCCGACACCAGUCCCGUUGUGCCAAACGUGCCUCCCGCAAACGUUGGUCGCUCGACCACCAAAAAGGAGCAGCGCUCGGACAAUAAUCUCUACCAAGAGCUGUCCUUCCAGGACAAUGAGGAGAGCGAAGAGAAUGAGAUUGUUACAGGCUGCUGGGUACAUCCCGGAGAGUACGCGUCCUCAGCAAACGACAACUAUUUUGGCAUGGGGAAGGAGGUGGAGAAUCUCAUCAUGGAGAACAAUGAGCUGCUGGCCACCAAGAAUGCUCUGAACAUUGUCAAGGAUGAUCUGAUUGUCAAAGUGGAUGAGCUGACGGGAGAAGUGGAAAUUGUGCGCGAGGAGCUGAGUGCCAUGCAGCAGUCGAGGACGAAGCUCAGGCAGCGCAUCAGCGAACUGGAAGACGAGCUCAAGAAGACCAAGGAGCAGGUGAAGCAACAAAACACCGAACAGGAGGAGAACGAUGUGCCGCUCGCACAGCGCAAGCGCUUCACUCGCGUCGAGAUGGCCAUGGUCCUCAUGGAACGUAACCAGUACAAGGAGCGUCUGAUGGAGCUGCAGGAGGCAGUGCGUCUCACGGAGAUACUGCGCGCCUCGCGCACCGUCGACAACUUGGACAAGAAAUCGAAACAGAGCAUCUGGAAGUACUUUAGUAAUCUUUUCACCCCCUCCAAUCGCCCGACGGAACGCAUCGCCGACGGGCUGGGAGGGGGGCCGAUGUUUCGUCAUACCGGGGGAGGAAGUCCUUCCCACAGCCACGGAUCCCCAAGCCGUGGAAGUGGGGACAAUCGCCUUGCCUUAGCCGGCUCCCAGCCGCCCAUGCAUCCCGCGAGCGCGGGGCUCGCUAAUGCCCUGGUGAUGCCCAAGGACUACUCCGAGGACGGGGGCUCGGAGCGUAUCAGUGCGAGGAGGCGGGAGCAGUACCGGCAGCUGCGCGCCCAUGUCCAGAAGGAGGACGGACGCCUGCACGCGUAUGGCUGGAGUUUGCCCAUCAACAAGGCCAACCAAGAGGCCAAUCCCAGCCGGCACUCGGGCGGCGUUCCGGUGCCCGUCUACUGCAAUCCCCUGGCCGAGGCCUCGCCCCACAUGAAGGUGUUCUGCGCGGCCGGCGUCAAUCUCCACGGAGGCUUCACCAAAGACGGCCAAUCGCUGAUACCCGCCGACUCGCCGUACGCCCCCAAGUCCACGCUUAAAAUCACAGAGAUCACGAGUCCGACGGCGGAGCAGAGCGUCGAGGCGCUGGACAGACAGAUAGCCCGCGCCAGCCUAGAGACCCUGGAGCCAGAGACGCAGCUGAGCUCCUUCGUGUGGAUCUGCACGAGCACCCACGCGGCCAGCACGGUCAGUGUGGUGGAUGCCAACCAGUCGGCCACCGUUCUGGAUGCCUUUCCCAUCUGCUCCUCCCACUUGCUGUGCAUCGCCUCCGUGCAGGGAGCCAUGGAGAGUGACUACGCGCUGCUGGAGCAGUCGGAGGUGGUCAAGGCGGGCGAGAUGCUGCAGCGGCCCGGCGAGGGCACAGAGCUGCUCGGCAAAGUGGAGUUUGUGCGCGUGAAGCCCAAGUCCGAGGACGAGCAGAACAGCAAUAGCAAACCCCAGCAGCAGCAGGACGAGGAGGAAGCCAAGGAGGCCACGGAGAAAUCAAAUGAGCCACUGCCGCCCGUGAAUGCCGAGGAGCUGCUCGUCAAUGUGGAGGCCAUCAAGAUACGCCAGGCCCUGCCCGGCGCCCCCCAGCGUCUCUCCAGCGGCAACAGCGGCAGCGACGGUAAUCAGGCGAACAACAACAACAGCAGCAGCAGCGGGAGCGUUCUGUUUGCCACCAAGUCGCUGAACCCCAUUCUGGGGACGAAGGAGCGCGAGGAUCCGCCGAUGACUUCGGUGGGACCGACCAUGUGGAUGGGGGCCCAAGACGGCUGGCUGUACGUCCACAGCGGGGUGGGGCGGUGGCACGAGUGCCUGCACCGCGUUCUCCUGCCGGAUGCCGUCCUGGCGAUUGUGCAUGUGGAGGCGAGGGUUGUUGUGGCGCUGGCCAAUGCCCAGUUGGCCGUGUUCCGCCGCCAAACAGACGGCCAAUGGGAUCUGAAUAGUUAUCACCUGGUGACGCUCGGUGAUCGCAAUCAUUCGAUACGUUGCCUCUGUGUGGCCGGCGAGCGCAUUUGGGCGGCGCAUCGCAACAAGAUCUUCAUUGUGGACCCCAUAUCGCUCAACAUUGUGCACUCGCUGGACGCGCAUCCGCGCAAGGAGAGUCAGGUGAGGCAGAUGGCGGCCACAGGUGCCGGUGUCUGGGUGUCCAUACGACUGGACUCGACGCUCCGUCUGUACAACACGCAUACGUUCGAGCACAAGCAGGACGUGGACAUUGAGCCGUAUGUGUCCAAAAUGCUCGGCACUGGCAAGCUGGGCUUCAGCUUUGUCCGCAUCACCGCUCUGAUGGUGUCCUGCAACCGCCUGUGGAUCGGCACCAGCAACGGGGUGAUCAUCUCGGUGCCACUGGCCGAGGUGCAGCAGAAGACAUCAUCCGAUCCCCAUGGCCAAAUGCCGCUGUGCUGCAUGGCCAAUGCUCAACUCUCCUUCCACGGCCACCGCGAUGCGGUCAAGUUCUUUGUUUCCGUGCCGAUGCUGCAGCAGCCGAACCUGAACGGCGGACUGACCUUCGUGAACAAGCGGCCCGAUAUGCUGGUCAUGUGCGGUGGCGAAGGCUACAUCGAUUUUCGCAUAAAUGAUAAUGACAUGGAGAACAGUAUUCAACUGGAACCAAAUCAAACGAUCGAGAAUCGAGGCGACAAGAGCUACUUGAUUGUGUGGCAUGUUAGUCAACGUUGAGGCCGAUCCGAUGCGAUCCGAUCGAUACGAUUCUUCGGCUUGAACGAGAAGUGCAAAUGAUAUAAUUAAUAAUAUUUAUAGCAGUUACGAGUACUAUCUAAAUACGCAUAAUGUAUAAUCUACUUUAUUGUGCAGCAGGCUAGCGAAUGGAAUACCUAAACCCUAAAUCCUAAACCUUAGUAUUUAUCUAACAAUACAAUACCCUUCUACAUACCCCCUUAAAUCCACACGAUGACAAAAUACCAACUAAUACUAAUUAAUGGGUUCUCUAGCAGUCGUACCACGUACUCUUAAUUUAGUUAAACAAAUCCGAUUUUGAGCUUUCGAGGGGCUUUCACAAUUGUUUCAAAUUGCUUCAAAUUCAAACCAAAAAAAAAAAAAAAA
Drosophila miranda is the source of this 5618-nucleotide messenger RNA. It is a transcript of the gene syd, whose product is annotated as JNK-interacting protein 3. Gene Ontology annotation, biological process: vesicle-mediated transport. NCBI's taxonomy places the organism in Eukaryota, Metazoa, Arthropoda, Insecta, Diptera, Drosophilidae. Gene Ontology annotation, cellular component: cytoplasm. The record is from RefSeq and is a predicted model, not a curated record. The transcript is spliced from 15 exons. Gene Ontology annotation, molecular function: JUN kinase binding; MAP kinase scaffold activity; kinesin binding. Bases 1530 to 5234 code for a protein of 1234 amino acids.